Molecule: messenger RNA, 1844 nt
Organism: Tachysurus fulvidraco (yellow catfish)
Lineage: Eukaryota; Metazoa; Chordata; Actinopteri; Siluriformes; Bagridae
Gene: avpi1
Product: arginine vasopressin induced 1
Exons: 3
Coding region: 336-854 (172 amino acids)
Source: RefSeq, a predicted model, not a curated record
UUCUCUGUACACUAACGCUCACGGAGAGCUGCGCUGUGAUUGGUCAGAAGUAGUAAAGGUAGGUGGGUCUUAACGUAAUCCGAGUUCUCUGAUUGGAUAACGACGUGUUGAACGUAAGCGGAAGAAUUGUGGCUUGAAAAAAAAAGAAGAAAAAAAACAACAAAAAACUGAUCCGCAGAAACACUAAAACACACACACACACACACACACACACCCCGAGUUGAAUCUCCCAAACUCAGUAAUACAGAGGAUUUUAAAGAUCCAGCCGCUUCCGGAUGAUACAGCCGUGAUUAAGGAGGAUAAAAAUCACCAUCAGGACACUAAACGAGCUGCGGAUGGAGGAGGUCGGUGUCAGUGCUGCUGCAGUGCUGCCCGGAGCACCUCAGCCCACCUUCUGUCGGACCUCCGCCUCCGAUCGCCGCAUGCGCAAGUCGGGUUCCGCCAACAUCUUCCAGGGGGUGAACCUGCGGCAGCUCAGGCGCCUCUUCCACUCUGCUGGGGAACCGGACGCUGAGCAGAAAGCCAGACAGGUUUGGAGGAACCGGAGAAGAACCGAUGGAGACGAAGAGGAUGGGGAUGGAGAUGAGGUCUCGGAUAAGGAGGAGGAUGAAGGGCUGGCACAGGCACUGGUGGGGCUCCGGGUGAGGGCGAGGACCCGCAGUGGGAUCAGAGCAGAGACCAGCAGAGGGGUCCGAGCAGUCGGCCACAGCAGAGCGAGCGAGCGGACGCCAUCGGAGGUCCCGGCCGACACCGAUGCCAAGUCAUGUGACCCAGCGAAAGAGGAAGAGAUGGGGACGACGUGGAGCCGGGACGAGAAAGAUCCGGAGCGCUACCUGCACCGAAUACGUCACUGACACCGCAGCUCGCUAAGCUCAAACAACACCGAACGACACGAUGUAGCCGCAACACUAAACUCAACCUCAGCUACCAUCAGGGAGCUAAAACGUGAACACUAAGAUGGAGAGACACUACAGAGCUGCUGCUCACGUGUGUUUACUGCAAAACUACAUCACGCUGCUGCUGCUGCUGCUGCAACAAAUAAAAAAAAAGAGAAGAACUAAAGAUAGAAGACACGUUCCACACGCUGACAUUCACUACAAUUCCCAAAUCGUCGCUGCAUUACGAUGUUACGAGUCCCAAAUCAGAUGCUGGUCCAAAUUCAUCUAGAGGUUAAAAUGCUGCUCAAACAAUAUUAUGACAAGGAAAAAAAUAAAUAGUAGAAAAACAACAUGGUUGCAGCACUUCGGUGCUUGGACCCCUAACUACCUCGUUACACCACAUCUGUCGAAUUUCUUUUUAAUCAGUUGCUCUGUUUAAAUGAAUCAUCAAUGAAACACAGUGAGUUUUUGAUUCGCAAACGUCCAUAUUUUGAAUAUUGACACAGCAAAAGGAAAAAUAACCGAUAAUUUACAAUCUGACUCCGACACGGAACCCUAUUGAAGCGCGUCUGGUUAUUUUUUACCUCAGGAUAUGUCAUAUUUGGAAAGAAAUACGUAUUUGGGUUCCAUAUCGUGCAAUUAUGAUCAUCAUUCUUAAAGUAACGUGUUGCCACAGAAUCUUUUUUUAAUCGGGCAGCGUCACUCUAAAACGUCUCCGUGUGGACGCGUCUGAGUCGGAUCACCUGGUCGUACUUGAGCUUCAUCAUCGUCUUCUGUAGCAAUACAUUUAGCAACAUGUGCUCCAGCGUUCAGGAAAUUUUGUUGAUGAUGAUGAAGAAUAUGCAUCGAAGAGUAAAUCACUCAUUCUUCCACAUUACAGUGUUUUAUCACCGAAAACGGUUAAUACACUCUGACUGAUUAUGUUGAGCAGUGUAGCGUGGAGAAAUAAAAUUUAGCUUCACUCUA